Molecule: messenger RNA, 1245 nt
Organism: Cordyceps fumosorosea ARSEF 2679
Lineage: Eukaryota; Fungi; Ascomycota; Sordariomycetes; Hypocreales; Cordycipitaceae
Product: Protein phosphatase 2C
Exons: 1
Coding region: 1-1245 (414 amino acids)
Biological process (GO): protein dephosphorylation
Molecular function (GO): protein serine/threonine phosphatase activity
Source: RefSeq, a predicted model, not a curated record
AUGAGCUCCGGCUUACCAGAGUCCAAGGACGACGUAGCACGGCGCCUCUCACAACAUGCAUACUCGACCUCUUUGAGGAGCAUCGGUAUCAAGAGAGCUGACGGUGCGCAAUUACACUCCAAUUCUCCAUGCGAAGACCACUUCAACUGCGCACAGCCGUUCACUCCAUGGCAAGGAGGGACAUGGGCAGCUGUCACAGUUUUUGAUGGGCAUAAUGGACCCCAGACAGCCGAGUUCCUCCAGAAGGAGUUGUUGGCAUGGGUGCAAACCAGACUGAGCAAACUUGAACCGGAGUCACGAACCGAUAAAGGGAUUUGUCGCGCUAUCGAAACAUGCUUUACUGACCUUGACGAGGCCAUCAUCGGCCCUUAUGUCGGUAACAUGAGAAACAACGACGUCACGCUCGUCGAGAAGAUUCGGGCCAUGCAGCUUGCCAUGUCUGGGUCCUGUGCUCUGCUCGUAUUGUUCAACCCCGACGCCAGGACCUUGUACACGGCAUGUACCGGCGACUCUCGCGCCGUUCUCGGGAGGCAGACUUCGGACGGUACGUGGCGGCCGGAAGCUCUCUCUCAGGAUCAAAAUGGGUCCAACGAAUCAGAGAUGGCCAGGAUCCGAGAUGAGCAUCCAAACGAGGAAGCCGCCACACGAGACGGAAAGGUUUUGGGGCUGGCAGUUACCCGUGCCUUUGGAGACGUUCCCUGGAAAGCAUCUCACGAUGUCCUAGCUGAACUGAGCCAGAGGUGCUUCACCCACUAUCCCAUGGCCAAGGAGAAGGCUCCCACGCCGCCGUACCUCACCGCCAAGCCCGUGAUAACCGUCACAAAGCUGCAGGACGGGGCACCGGCCAUCUUGACCUUGGCUUCUGACGGCCUGUGGGACAUGUGCGAGGAUUGGGAAGUGGUGGAUCUCGCGGUGCGGUGGCUGGAGGCCCAGCCGAAGAGCGCUCUCGAGGAGAUGGACGUCAAGAUCAAAAUGGCGCCAGAGACGGUGUGGUGGAAGAGGCGAACGAGACAAGAAGCCAAGCCCGAUCCGGGUUUUGACUUUUUGGCACGCUGGGACGGAUUUGAUGUGAGGUUUACGGAGAAGAAGACGACCGUUGAGGAUCUCGAUAAUGUUGCGGUACAUCUGCUGCGCAAUGCUUGCGGCGGGAACCAUCAGGAGUUGUUAACAGCAAAGCUCGCCUUUGAGCCGCCGUAUUCUAGAAAUGUCAGAGAUGACAUGACUGUUCAGGUUCUCUUUUUCUAG